AUGGUUAAAAACACAGGUGUCUCUGAUGCUGUCGAUAGAUCAAGAUCCAUAAAUAAAUAUUCCUCUAUAAUUACGAAAGCAAUAAAGCGCAACAGUAAUAUAACAAUCUCUGAUAAGCUUAACAACACUCUGGACAAAUUUAACAAGGGAGAAUACAAAAACGAUUGGGAGGACUGGAAGAAAGAGAGAACGAAGAGCGUAACGGUGACAAACAUAGUCGAAACGAACUUCGAAGUACAUAAUGAAUAUAAUUCUACAUUUAAUACUCCAACACUUGGAAAGCGAAAUUCGAAAGAUUCAUCUAAAAAAGGCGCAAGCGCAAGGCGAAAGACUAAAAGAGUGAAAUUACCCGACAGUGAUGAAGACUUGGACGAUAAUAAAAACUCUAGCGAAUCACAGUCAACCGAUGAAAAUCUAACCGAUGGAUCACCACCCAGAUCUCCUCCAAAUAAAGAAAAAUUUCUUUCUACUCCAAAUAAGCGAAAUAUGCAUGAUGUGGAGAUUGUUCGUUAUCUUGACGCCCUGGAAAAUUGUUUGAAGCACAACCGAGUUCUUAGUGAUGCACCCCCUGUAUGGACUAAACCUCUAGAGGCCUACCUCGACAAUGCUUUUAAAAAAGAAAGAGAUGAAUUUAAGAUGUCAAUCAUGCAAGAAAUCAAAGAAGACAAAGGAAAUCACUUUCGCCUGUAUUGUGAAAAAAUUCUAAUGGAUUUCUAUAAUUUGGUUGAUAUCUUUCCCGAUAUGUCAAGAAGAAUUGGGGAACGAAAAUACAUCGUACAAAAUAUUUCUUCCCUCUUUAAAUUUUACGAAACAACCUUUGGAAAAAUAUGCAUUGAUUGGAUAGAAUCACAUUCUUCGGCAGGUAAAUUAACAAAAUCGACCACCAAUUCCGGUAUUAUUAAGGUGGAUAUAAGAGGUGUCCGGUUAUUGGAUGAUAAAGAAAUUCUUCAUGUGGAAGUUUCGGGUCCACCGUCGUUGCCAACAAAACGUCAUACCACAGGUGAUACGAAAAAAUCAUUGCACACAGACAUUCUGAAUUUGAUAUCAAUUUUACUUGAUCAUCUUGACCUUUCUGUUGAGGUUGCGACACGGAUUAAAGUGUUUAGUUUUCAAGUAAUUGAAUAUCGAAUCACAUUUUAUUCUCUCAAUAUGUUGAAUGAUGGUUCCUUUCUUGCAUCAGAAUUAGGUUCCGCUUUAUUUCCUUUUUCAUUUGACGCUAGAGCAAAGUACAAGCAAAUUCUAUUUCUUAUGGGUAUUUUUCACAAAAAAGUUAUGAAUCAAAUUUCAUUAAUGCAAGAACUCGAUUUAAAAGUUGACCAUUAUAAAGGAAAAUCCGUUCGAAGUGUCUUAAAGAUUCCCAUGGCUUUGAAAGAACUUCUACAAAAGAAAUUUGAUGAUUGA
Molecule: messenger RNA, 1401 nt
Organism: Funneliformis caledonium
Lineage: Eukaryota; Fungi; Glomeromycota; Glomeromycetes; Glomerales; Glomeraceae
Source: the annotation of a GenBank genome assembly